AUGUCUGCCGAAAUCGCCUACCCUUCCCUCCCUAAGGAUGUCCUCGCCGAGGCUGGCUCCGUCAAGCUCUUCAACAAGUGGUCCUACGAGGAUGUUGAGGUUAAGGACAUCUCCUUGACCGACUACAUUCAGAUCCGUGCCCCUACCUACCUCCCCCACACUGCUGGUCGUUACGCCAACAAGAGGUUCAGGAAGGCUCAGUGCCCCAUCAUUGAGCGUUUGACCAACGCUUUGAUGAUGAACGGCCGUAACAACGGUAAGAAGUUGUUGGCUGUCCGCAUUGUCAAGCACUCUUUCGAGAUCGUCCACCUCUUGACCGAUGCCAACCCCCUCCAGAUCGCCGUCGACGCUAUCGUCAACUGUGGUCCCCGUGAGGACUCCACCCGUAUCGGUUCCGCUGGUACCGUCCGUCGCCAGGCCGUCGAUGUCUCCCCUCUCCGCCGUGUCAACCAGGCUAUCUCCCUCUUGACCAUCGGUGCUCGUGAGGCUGCUUUCCGCAACGUCAAGACCAUCGCUGAGUGCUUGGCUGAGGAGCUCAUCAACGCUGCCAAGGGUUCUUCCAACUCUUACGCCAUCAAGAAGAAGGAUGAGCUCGAGCGUGUUGCCAAGUCCAACCGUUAA
Messenger RNA from Saitoella complicata NRRL Y-17804, 621 nucleotides. Its product is annotated as putative 40S ribosomal protein S5. Gene Ontology annotation, cellular component: ribosome; cytosolic small ribosomal subunit. Gene Ontology annotation, biological process: ribosomal small subunit assembly; translation. NCBI's taxonomy places the organism in Eukaryota, Fungi, Ascomycota, Saitoellomycetes, Saitoellales, Saitoellaceae. The record is from RefSeq and is a predicted model, not a curated record. Gene Ontology annotation, molecular function: mRNA binding; rRNA binding; structural constituent of ribosome. The transcript is spliced from 2 exons. Bases 1 to 621 code for a protein of 206 amino acids.